This is a messenger RNA of Endocarpon pusillum Z07020, 840 nucleotides long. RefSeq lists its product as uncharacterized. Gene Ontology annotation, cellular component: nucleolus. NCBI's taxonomy places the organism in Eukaryota, Fungi, Ascomycota, Eurotiomycetes, Verrucariales, Verrucariaceae. The coding region runs from base 1 to 840 and encodes 279 amino acids. Gene Ontology annotation, biological process: maturation of SSU-rRNA from tricistronic rRNA transcript (SSU-rRNA, 5.8S rRNA, LSU-rRNA). The transcript is spliced from 2 exons. The record is from RefSeq and is a predicted model, not a curated record.
AUGAUCGGCAAGCGCAAACGGGAGACCAGAGGAAUUGCCAGAUCAGUAGAAGCUCACUCCCUGGUUAUAGCUCAGACCCGCGACCGGGACAUCUUCCGGCGGUGUUUUGAGAGUCGAUUCGAGCCUCUACAAGAAGUUUGUACACAGAUAGACGGAUCGCUAAAGACGUCUGACGAUCUGGGGACUUCGUCUGAUGCUGCGAGCCUAUCUGACUGGGAUGGUCUUUCUGAGGGGGACUCGACUCCUGGAAUUGAGAUCAUCGAGCAUGGGAAGAGGGAGCCCCCAACGUCAGCUAACGAUGGACAGCAUGCAAAGAAAUUCAUGAGUUCGAAGCCGCCACUGUUGGGUGCCUCAGCAAAAAUAAAUGGCAAAAGGCAAGAUCAACCCUCAGCAGAAGAGACUGCAGCGGAAGCCAUUAACCUCAAGCAUGACAUUGAGCUGCAACGGCUCUUGAAAGAAUCACAUUUCCUCAACAGAUCGUUGGGCUCGAACCUUACCCCCAGUAGCCGGCAUAAGGCCAUCGACGUGCGAAUGCAAUCACUAGGCGCCAAAUCUUCUUUGUUCAAGCAGGCAAAAAUGCCUCUAUCUCAUCAUAAAGGUAUCAUAGCUCGAAACAACCAAAGAAAAGCCUCCCGUCGAACCGAAGCGAAAGAAAACGGCAUCGUCUUAGAAAAAGACAAUAAAGAGAGAGACGCUAAGAAUGUGAGGCGAGAGCGUGGAGUGGGAGCACCUACUGUAGGGAAGUUCAAAGACGGGACGUUGAAGUUGAGCAGACAGGACAUCAGUGCCAUCCAAGGGACCCAAAGUAGUCGCUACGUGGCUCGAAGGAACGCAAGGUGA